AAAAUUGUUGAACAAAACACACUGGAAAUUUACUGUAACAAUGUUCAUUUAUUAGGAAAUUUCGUAAUUUUCACUUUUAUAAAUUGGAGCCGCUUGUUUGGUGCUGCCUCUUUUAAGGACGGCGAGAUGAAGUGCCCUGGCACUGGACAAAUUCUAUUGAACUUGACAAAGAGCUCGUUUAGGCUGCGGAGUCGAAAUGCGCUGUCCAAAAAACUGCUAACAGCUAGCUACAGCUCAACCAGCGAAAAUGCGAACUCGAAGCAGCCAAAUCUACUGCCAUAUCAUGUUUUGCCGCUGGAAGAAACGAUGAAACGCUUUAUGACCACUGUUGAACCACUUUUAACAGAACAGGAGCUCAAGGAGCAAAAGAAAAUCACUGCUAAUUUUAUGAAAAAGCAAGGACCUGAAUUGCAAAAGCUCUUGGAAGAAGUUGGUAGUAAGGAGAAGAACUGGUUGGCCCCGCGAUGGCUUAAAGUCGCCUACCUUCAAUUUCGAUCACCAGUCACCGCCUUUGUGAGUCCAGGCAUGACAUUCCCCAGACAAAACUUUAAAAGUGCACACGAUUUUAUCGGCUACACGGCUAGAGUAAUCUUCGGUUUGGGUGAGUUCAAUGACCUGGUGCAUGCCAACAAAAUUCCAAUUGUUAAAAUGGGCAAGAACGAGCUGGACAACAGUCAGUUUGGCAAGGUAUUCGGCACAAGUCGGAUACCAAAACGGAUGACAGACGAAAUGGUCUACAAUCCAUGCUCCGAUUAUGUGGUCGUUAUCUACAAGAAUCAUUUUUACCAAUUGCAAAUAUAUGAUAAGGAGGGAAAACUCAUUGUGGCUCCAUGUCUAGCCGGUCAGUUGGAGGAGAUCAUGAGGAAGGAGACCAAAUUGGGGGUUCCCUAUGGUAUUUUGACCACCGACUCGAGAGACAACUGGGCCGAGGCCUACGAACACCUGGCGGAUAGUCCUCGUAAUCGGGGAGCCCUCGAGACUAUUCAGGGUGCCCUGUUCACUGUCUCACUGGACAAGUGCACCACUCCAAAAGAAGGUCAGGAAGACGAGGAGCUAAUUCUCUCACUGAUCCAUGGAAAGGGCAGCAGAUGCAACAGUGCCAACCGCUGGAUGGACAAAACGAUUCAGUUGGUGGUCAAUCCGAAUGGAAACGUUGGGUUUACCUAUGAGCACUCCCCAGCCGAGGGCCAACCCAUCGCCAUGAUGAUGGACUAUGUGGUGAAGAAGAUGCAGGAGGAUCCUUGCUAUGGGGAGUGCGGAUCGGAGGAUGUUACGCCAGCCAAGAAAAUACAGUUCUGUCCACUCAGUAAAUGUGUGGAGCAGUGGCUGAUUAUUGCCCAGGGAAACAUCGAUAAACUUGUCAGGAAUGUGCAAAUGAAGGUCCUGCGGUUCGACGGCUAUGGCAGGGAUUUCAUUAAGAAACAAAAACUGGGACCGGAUAGCUACAUUCAGAUGGCCUUGCAGCUGGCCUUCUUUAAAAUGCACUCAGUGCCAGCUGCGCAAUACGAGUCGGCUCACUUACGCAUUUUCGAUGGCGGACGAACUGAGACUAUAAGGUCAUGUUCCAAUGAAUCCCUGGAUUUUUGCAUCGCCAUGCAGGAUUUGACAGUCUCAGCAGAGGAGAGGGUCGAAAAAUUGCGGGAGGCUGUAAUUUGCCAUCAGAUGUACGCGAAGCUGGCUCUUCAAGGUCGAGGAGUCGAUCGUCACCUGCUCGGACUGAAGUUGAUGGCUCUGGAGAACUGCCUGCCCAUCCCAGAGUUCUUCGAAUCACCAGGCUAUGUCAAGUCCAGUCACUUUCGCCUGUCAACCUCACAGGUAGCCUCCAAAAAUGAUGCUUUCAUGGGCUAUGGACCGGCCACGGACGAUGGAUAUGCCUGUUGCUACAAUCCACGUGAAUGUGACAUCAUUUUGGCCAUAUCUGCUUGGCGCCAUUGUCAGGUCACAGAUCCCUGGAAGUUUGCCAAGAUGCUCGAAAAGUCCUUUAUGGAAAUGAAGCUUGUUCUUGAGUGCUCAGAGCCGCCAGAGAAACCACCUGAGCCAAAAUGCAAAGUCUGAAUAUUUUUUAUUUAAAUUAAUAAAUUUUGGCAGAGAUUAUUAUUGGAA
Drosophila elegans is the source of this 2103-nucleotide messenger RNA. Its product is annotated as carnitine O-acetyltransferase. Gene Ontology annotation, biological process: carnitine metabolic process, CoA-linked. Gene Ontology annotation, cellular component: peroxisome. The coding region runs from base 127 to 2055 and encodes 642 amino acids. Gene Ontology annotation, molecular function: carnitine O-acetyltransferase activity. NCBI's taxonomy places the organism in Eukaryota, Metazoa, Arthropoda, Insecta, Diptera, Drosophilidae. The record is from RefSeq and is a predicted model, not a curated record. The transcript has a single exon.